UGUGAAACUAUGUAGCACACGUCCGUGACAUUCUCUCCACAGCACUAUUAGCAUUAGGGCAAUUCCGUCCGUCUAUCCAUCUCUUCAGGACUUUAAAUAUAACAUGGAGGCUGAACCAUUGAUCAACGAGGCUACGUUAGUGACACCUGAGGUGGUUCCAUUCACCAACGGUCUUUCACCCCAGAGUUUGCUACUGCUUUCUUUGGCGCUGGUCGCGGGUUUGCUGAUCGUAAUCGCAUUCUCUCGAAGAAAAUCAAGGUCCAGAGGCGACAUACUUCUCCUUCUCGGGCCCCCAGAUGCUGGCAAAACAGCAAUUCUUUCUACUUUCGCAUUUACAUCAACGCUACAAUCGCAUACCUCCCUGCAAGUCAAUACUUGUCUCGUACCUCUCUCACCAGUGGGGACAUUGCCAGUUGUUGACGUCCCAGGGCAUCCUCGAAUUAGAGAUCAGUUCCAGGAGUACUUAGGGAAUGCCAGAGCAGUUGCUUUCGUAGUGGAUGCAAGUACCAUAUCACGCAACGGGUCUACAGUAGCAGAACAUCUCCACCAUGUCCUUCAUGCCAUAACAUCGCUCCCUCCUUCACACUUGGCACCCGCACUCCUCAUCGUUGCCCAUAAGUGCGACCUCAUGAAGGCAGCUACGUCUUCAGGCUCUCCCGCCGAGGUCGCCAUCUCACGCGUCCGAACGAUUCUUGAACGUGAGCUGGAAAAGCGACGCGAGGCUCAGUCCAGUGGCAUGGGAAUCGAAGGCUUGGGCGCUGAAGGUGAACGUUCGGAUAUGGGAGGUUUAGAUUGCAGCAGUCCUGGCGGAAUUUUCAAGUUUGCCGAUUGGGAAGGCGGGGAAGUCGAUUUUGCAGGAACAUGGGUGAACGUCGGAGAGCUCAAGGAAGAAGAAAAAGGAGCAGUCACUGACGGCCUGGACUCAUUGCGUAGUUGGCUGGUAGCAGCUUUCACUAUGACCUAACUAUGAUCGUGAUUUUUUUAUGAUACAAGACACUCGCAGUAUUAGUCUCCCCUAGCCAGACCUUUAUAGACAAAGGAAAAUAGUUGAUCCUUAUAAUACCUUUGGACUUUGCAAAGCGAGUAUGAUUCUGGACGAGCAGCUGAAUCGACUGUGCAAUAUGGUGAAUUCAUAGAUAUCGCUGGAAUUUG
Suillus clintonianus is the source of this 1152-nucleotide messenger RNA. RefSeq names its product signal recognition particle receptor beta subunit-domain-containing protein. The record is from RefSeq and is a predicted model, not a curated record. NCBI's taxonomy places the organism in Eukaryota, Fungi, Basidiomycota, Agaricomycetes, Boletales, Suillaceae. The coding region runs from base 104 to 964 and encodes 286 amino acids. The transcript is spliced from 4 exons.